Molecule: messenger RNA, 396 nt
Organism: Ramularia collo-cygni
Lineage: Eukaryota; Fungi; Ascomycota; Dothideomycetes; Mycosphaerellales; Mycosphaerellaceae
Product: 60S ribosomal protein L32
Exons: 3
Coding region: 1-396 (131 amino acids)
Biological process (GO): translation
Cellular component (GO): ribosome; cytosolic large ribosomal subunit
Molecular function (GO): structural constituent of ribosome
Source: RefSeq, a predicted model, not a curated record
AUGGUCGCCGCCAAGAAGCAUGUGCCAAUCGUCAAGAAGCACACCGCGCGCUUCUGCCGUCACCAGAGUGACCGGUUCAUGCGCGUGGACCCCAGCUGGAGAAAGCCCAAGGGUAUCGACAACCGAGUCCGGAGACGCUUCAAGGGCCAGGCUGCCAUGCCAAAGAUUGGUUAUGGUAACAACCGCAAGACCCGCCACAUGAUGCCUUCUGGCCACAAGGCCUUCCUCGUCAACAACAUCCGCGACUUGGACCUCCUCCUCAUGCACAACAAGACGUACGCCGCCGAGAUCGCGCACGCCGUGUCGUCGAGAAAGCGGAUAGAAAUUGUCGCUCGCGCCAAGCAGCUCGGUGUCAAGGUCACCAACGGCAAGGCCAAGAUCACCUCCGAGGCAUAG